Belonocnema kinseyi is the source of this 1995-nucleotide messenger RNA. It is a transcript of the gene Inx7, whose product is annotated as innexin inx7. Gene Ontology annotation, molecular function: gap junction channel activity. The record is from RefSeq and is a predicted model, not a curated record. The coding region runs from base 144 to 1361 and encodes 405 amino acids. Lineage: Eukaryota; Metazoa; Arthropoda; Insecta; Hymenoptera; Cynipidae. Gene Ontology annotation, biological process: phototransduction. Gene Ontology annotation, cellular component: plasma membrane; gap junction. The transcript is spliced from 7 exons.
AACGAUUGAGAUCGUCAUGGUAGAUCAAAUUCCACAAAGACAGCAGUGCAAUAAACAAGUUUUUAGUGUAAAUUCGUCCUAAAUUAAAAUCUGCAAAAGUUUAAACAAUUUCUGAUAAAUAAUUACGUUAAAAGUGAUACAAUAUGCCGACAACGGUUCUUAAAACAUUUUCCGUCCUGAAGAAUCAUCUCAAACUAAAAGUCGACCCGGAUUAUGUUUCCAUCGAUAAUAUCAUUUUUAAACUCCAUUACAGAGCCACCUUCCUGAUUCUCUUGGCUGGCUGUCUUCUCGUUUCUACAAGGGAAUUCAUUGGAGAACACAUAAGAUGCACAAGCGAUACUGGGGUGCCAAAUCAUGUAAUAGACACAUUCUGCUUCUUCACGUCCACUUUUACUGUCGUGAAGCAUAUGAAUCAGACAGCAGUAGAAGAGGGAGAAGUACCUCAUCCUGGUGUCGGUCCCAUGAGCAAGAAAGAUGACGUAGUUCAUCAUGCUUAUUACCAAUGGGUUCCUUUUGUUCUCUUCUUUCAAGCAUUGCUUUUCUACCUACCCCAUUAUAUCUGGAGGUCAACUGAAGGUGGCCGUUUAAAGUUUCUAGUCUCUGGACUACAUUUAGCGUCUUUAGCCGUACGAGAUGAAAAAAUCGAAGUCGAUGGAAUGUAUAUACCAACGAGGGGAGAUCGUGAUGAAAAGAUACGCCAAAUUCGAAGCGGAUUCAUAAAUCGUCUUCAUUUAAAUCGACCUUGGGCUUACUAUUUGGGAUUUUGUGAGGUCCUCAACUUCACCAACGUUCUCAGCCAGAUUUAUUUGACCAAUUCGUUUUUGGGUGGAGCUUUUCUCCAUCUUGGUACUGCUGUUCAGGAAGCUGGACAUAAUCACGAAGACAAAAUGAAUCCUUUGGAUGAAAUUUUUCCAAAGGUCACUAAAUGCACUUUUCACAAAUAUGGUCCAUCGGGUUCAAUACAGAAACAUGAUGCUCUUUGUGUGAUGGCAUUAAAUAUUAUUAAUGAGAAAAUAUACAUCUUCCUUUGGUACUGGUUUAUUCUUCUUGCAAUUAUGACUGGUUUGGGACUCUUGUGGAGGGUCCUUACGAUGACUCUACAUGCCAGAAGUCUCAUUUUCAACAAACUCGUGUUCUCCAUGGCCUGCCCAGGGAAAUAUAAUCCCUGGAACGUACUCAGGGUUACAAACGACUACCACUUCGGUGACUGGCUUUUCCUUUAUUACAUAGCAAAGAACUUAGACAAUUACGUGUUCAAAGAGCUGUUAUACCAGUUGGCUGAAGACCUCGAGGAAAGAAAACAAGCGAGGUAUAAUACCAUUCCGAUGGAGGAAUAUGAACCUUUGAAGAAAGCUACAUAAAAAAUUCAAUAAAUUCCCUUUUAUAAUCAAAUAACAACAAAAAACUAAUCUGGAUUUUAAAAGAAGCUCUUAUAGAACUAUGGAGCUACUGUUUUUAUGAUUUGCUACCUGAAUUAUGAAUGAAAUUGGUUUUGGUUUUUGCAAUUGUUAAAUAUUUUUUAUUCAUAAUGCUUACACAUGCUACGCAAAUCAUCUUUUAAGUUUCCAAAUGUACUGAUUUUAUGUAGUAAAUGCUAGUUGAUCAACUUGAUCCCGAAAUUGGAUCAGAUUUCGGACUUUUUUUUAUCUGCCAAUUGCCUGUCAUGAAUUUUCAUGUAGACUGACAGUUGUUAUGACACAUCAAAGUAAUGAAACAUUGAAAUUUCAAUACUGAGCUUUGAAGAAAUUUCUUGCUUUCAGGGGGAAACAUUAAAGAGACAUAGAGAUUUAUCGACCAAUAUAUUUUCUCCCCAAAGAAAUUCAACAAUUUUGUAAACAUUCUUUGUCCGUCCUAGAAAAUCAUUUUUUGUUUUGUUUUAAAGUCUACAAUGAUAUUUUUGGCUAUGCAUUUUCUUAUUUAGUUCAAAAUUCAAUAAUUUUAUUAAAACGUCAUUUUUUUUGUCAAAAAUUUAACUAAUUGGUCGAAAAUUAACUU